GAGGCGGGCGGGCAUCCCGCGCCCCCGCUGCCCCGGGCGGGGCGGGGCGGAGCGGCCUCACCUGCGGCGCGGGGGCCGAGCGGAGCGCGGGGCCGUUGUGGCGAUGCCGCUGGGACUGCGGGGCAGGAGGCAGCGCCGGGGCAAGGAGACCUCGCGGCUGGUGGAGAGCGAGGCGGCGGCCGCUGCCCCUCCGGCGGCUCCGGGCGCGGCGCGGCUGCAGUUCCACACGCAAUUGGCGCACGGCAGCGCCACGGGGCGCGUCGAGGGCUUCGGCAGCGCCCGGGAGCUCUACGCAAAGAUCGCACAGGCGUUCCGUAUCGACCCCGACGAGAUCAUGUUUUGCACUUUGAACACUCAUAAAGCUGAUAUGGACAAGCUCUUAGGUGCACAAAUUGGCCUUGAAGAUUUCAUAUUUGCUCACAUAAAAGGACAGCGAAAAGAAGUGGAAGUUCUUAAAACCGAUGAUGUGCUUGGGCUUACCAUUACAGACAAUGGCACCGGCUGCCCCUUUAUAAAGCGAAUAAAAGAAGGUAGCCUUAUGGACCAAACAAAAACAGUCUGUGUGGGUGAUCACAUAGAGACUAUAAAUGGAAAAAAUGUGUCAAAUUGUCGGCAUUAUGAAGUUGCCAAAAUGCUGAAAGAUCUGGAGAAAGGUCAGGUGUUUAAGCUGCAGCUGAUAGAGCCUCUGAAAGCAUUUGAAAAGCUGGAACCAAGGUCCAAGGGUGGAACUCUAACAACAGCUAAAGUCUCCAGAGGGAGAGAAACACUUAGGCUGAGAACCAAAGGCCCUGCUACUGUGGAGGAAAUGCCAACUGAAGUUGAAGAAAAAGCAAUUAAAAAAGUGGAUGAGCUGCUUGAAACAUACAUGGGAAUAAGAGAUAUUGAAUUAGCUGCAACAAUGGUGGAAGCUGGAAGAGACAAGAAAAACCCAGAUGAAUUUGCAGUGGCGUUGGAUGAAACUCUUGGAGACUUUGCAUUUCCAGAUGAGUUUGUCUUUGAUGUGUGGGGAGCAAUAGGUGAUGCUAAGCAAGGACGACUGGAAUGAAAACUGCAGUUUGUCAAUUCCUAUUUGAAAUUACAAAAUGAUUUUCAAAUAUGUACAUUGGAAUUGUAAUACUUCUAUUGAUAUGAAUCCAGGGUGCUCUUUAUAAGUAUUUUUAUCUAAAACUUUCUUUUGCAAAGAAAAGUUUGUAAUGGUAAUAUGAAGAUAGACCUAACGUUCUUACAACUGCACAUUUAAACCAAACAUUUAAUUUACAUAUGUAAAUCACUGUGAGGAACGUGUCAAGGAGACCUAUAUUUAUGCAGACAUUUUAUGAAAAUUGGGGUUUUCUAAUUGUACAUACACUUUGAUAUCAAUAGUCUGAAGACUGUUAGACAUAUGCAACAGAGAGUUUGGUUUAUUUUUUCUUCUUUAGGAGAUUUUAUAAACUUGUUGUAAAGCUACCCAGCUACACCCUUAAGUUCCUUGCUCUUGCCUUGUCCUUAUGUACUCAUGUACACUAGAGCUGGGAAAAAACCUAAAGCCUUGGGUUUUCUUACAGUUUGGCCAGAACACAAGUCUUUUCUGUAGGCAGAGUUGGGAAGAAGCUACCCUGUUUCUGAAGAACCUGAAUUCAGGGAAACAAAUAAUCCUCUGAAACACCACAACUAAGAUCUUUGAAUGAGAAGAGUCAUAAUACACACUAUCUGGUUGUUACUGAGAUGAGCAAUUAUAGCAGAAAUCCUUAAACCAGGAAGCUGCUGCUUUAUUCGAAUGCCAUAUUAUUGCAAUGGGAACUGCUUAGAAAGAAACAAAUGUUAAUUUUGAUUACUACUCCUAUAUUUGAAUGAUAUCUGUGUGCUGGCACUGGAGAUUAUAGUGUACGAAUAAGUGCUUAAUUGAUCUUAGCAUGCUCUAAAUUAUUGGCUGACAUCAUAUGGAGUUCCCUCUUUUCUGUUUGUUUUUUGUUUUUAAACGUGGCAACAUAGGGGAGACAUUGAAGGUGUUCAAACCUGAAAGAUAUUGUUAAGUCAGAGACAAUCACAGUGUGGAUGAAAAUGCGUGCCUAAAUCCUGAAAAAAUACAUUAAACAGAUUUUAGAUGUUAGGCUUUCCAAAUUAUAUUGUACAUAAACAUCUAUGCUGAUAAUAUUUGACUGUUAAAUCUCAGAUUAUUAAAAAUGUGCCUUCUAACACAUCUGCAUUCAUCCUCCUGUUCAAUCCAUGUUUAAUGAAGAGCAAUGCAAUAAGUUUGGAUUUUACUCAUAACUAGAUUCUUUGUCAGUUUUUACUAUGCUUGGUUUUAAUCAAGACACAUUUGCUCAUUUGUUUAGAAAAAGCUACUCUCAAGUGAUUAUUAAAGCCAAAUAACACAUCAUGAGUGUAGCUGAAAAUGAAAUUGAAUAAGAAUGUGGGGCCUGACCAGGGACAGUGUCAGACUUUUUAGUAUUUUUAUAUUUGUAUAAGCAUAUAAAAUGCUAGAUAUUAUGAAAGUUUUUUUGUAAAUCACUAGUUACUUUUCUGCUGAGGAAAAUGUCUUUCACUGACUUGCAGAGAUCUAUUUAAAGUAAAGACUAUGCCGAUAAUUUUACAUGUUCUAUGUCAAUGUUGUAUUUUUUGUUGUUGUCUAAAACCAUGACAUUUCAAAGUAUCAUUGAGAGAAUAGGUCCUCAUUCUGUUUACUCUGUUAUUUAGAAAAGCUCCUAAACUCCACCUCAGUCUCUUGCAUGUGUUAUAAUUAGUGAAUAGUUUUUCUAGUUAUGAAAGUCUUAAAAUAAUAUUCAGUGGUCUUUCAGUGGAGAUUAUCUCUGCUUUUAUAAAUGUUGUGAGUAUUUUGCUCUUGUGUCUCUGAUUUAAGGACAAGCUUUCACAUAAUAUAGAUUUUAAUUUUUUUUGGUGAAAUGGGUAGUACAGAGUAGUAUGGAGGUAAUAAAUUUUAUUGUGUUUAAGAAGUUCAAAGGUGUCAAAAUUUCUCUUAUUUGUAGUAGUGCCUCAUAUCACCCAUGUGGGAUGGAAUCUAUAUAUAUCUUCAAACAGGUAUGAUCAUUAUCGAUUUCUAUAUGUAGAAAUACAUAUAAAACCAAAAAAUUGGGCUAUUCUCAAGUUAUGAGAAGUACAAAUGUAUAGUUUGAAUUUUAGUAAAAUUUGAAAAUAAAAGAAAAUUUAUAAAGCGUUGGUUAAAUUUUAUACAUUCCAUUGCUCAGCUGAGGCUAUGAAGUUGUAUUGUAUUUGAGAGAAGAAUGUCGUUUUAGGACA
Messenger RNA from Cuculus canorus (common cuckoo), 3237 nucleotides. RefSeq names its product GIPC PDZ domain containing family member 2 (gene GIPC2). The record is from RefSeq and is a predicted model, not a curated record. The transcript is spliced from 6 exons. The coding region runs from base 104 to 1045 and encodes 313 amino acids. NCBI's taxonomy places the organism in Eukaryota, Metazoa, Chordata, Aves, Cuculiformes, Cuculidae. Gene Ontology annotation, molecular function: protein binding.